AUGAAGCCCUACGCAGGCUGCAAAGGCACCAGCCUCACAAUAUGGAUUACAGUUUGCUGCUCCUCUGCUAUGGCCUUGUAUGGUUACGACCAGGCAGUCUUCAGUGGCAUCAUCGUAACCCAGAACUUUUUGGAAACCAUGGGUAACCCAGAUGCAAACUUGCAGGGUACGAUCACUUCUCUCUACGAUGUGGGAUGUUUCUUCGGUGCUGUGUCCGGAGCGUCACUGGGAUCAAAGCUAGGCCGUCGACGUGCAAUCAUCCUGGGAACAGUGGUCAUGAUGAUCGGCGCUAUCCUUCAGAUCACCGCAUACGGUGUCCCACACAUGAUCGUUGGCCGUCUAGUUGCAGGUCUUGGAAAUGGUUUGAACACGGCUACAACGCCUGUUUAUCAGAGUGAGACCACCGAGCCGAAGUGGCGAGGAAAGCUGGUCGUUUUGGGUCUCGUGGUCAACGUGGCUGGCUUUUGUCUAGCUAACUGGGUCACCUUCGGCUUUUCCUAUGUUGAAGGAAGCGUUAAUUGGCGAUUCCCCUUGGCGCUCCAACUUCUUUUCGGAAUCGUGAUCUUGUCAACGGCACCUUGGCUUCCCGAGUCUCCUCGGUGGUUGAUUUCAAAGGAUAGGCUGGAAGAGGCAGAUUUCGUGUUGGCUCACAUUCAAGAUACCGCGACGUCUUCGCCAACUGUCAUCGCAGAGCGAAACGAGAUUCUUCACGCGUACAAAGCUGAAACCGAGAAUCAUGUCCCUUGGAGCAAGUUGCUCAGAGGUCAAGCACAAGGACCGGGAACUCUACGCCGGUUCGUUCUCGGACUCGGCACACAAGUCAUUGUUCAGUUGUCCGGUAUCAAUGCCACGUCCUACUAUCUACCCACGGUCUUGACCAGUUCCGUUGGUUUCAAGGAGAAAAUGGCCAGGCUGCUGACAGCCGUGAAUUCAAUUCACUACAUUUUCUUCUCAUACCUCGGCAUGAUGCUCAUUGACAAAUGGGGAAGACGCGGAGCGAUGCUGAUUGGCUCAUCUGGAUGUUUCGUCUGCUAUUUCGUGCUGAUGCUUUUGAUUCGAUUCAAUCAAGUGACAGAUAACAGCACCUUGUCAUUCAACUACGGCGCCGCAUCCGUCAGCAUGAUCUUCCUCUUCUACGCAUUCUUCGGUGUAGGAUGGCAGGGUACAGCCUGGCUGUACAAUACCGAGAUCAACUCGCUCAAUAUGCGCAUGACAGGGUCUUCCGCAAGUGUCGCGGCUCAAUGGGCGAUAAACUACAUGGUGGUGCAAAUUACUCCGAUCGGCAUUCAGAACCUGCGCUGGAGGUUUUACUUGAUCUGGGUCUUCUUCAACGCCGUCUCUAUCCCGAUCAUCUUCCUCUUCUAUCCGGAAACUGCAAACAGGCGCCUGGAAGACAUCGAUGUAGUGUUCAAGGAAGGCCUCCGGUUCUGGGUCUUCACGGACAAAGAAGCUAUCCAACCUCGAAGGCCUGCUCGGUUUAUCGCCAUGGAUGAACAGGAGUUGGCGAACGCGAGAGCGACACAAAAGAGUGAUUCAGGACCUGAGGUUUAUCAAAUUGAGGGAUGA
Molecule: messenger RNA, 1566 nt
Organism: Penicillium olsonii
Lineage: Eukaryota; Fungi; Ascomycota; Eurotiomycetes; Eurotiales; Aspergillaceae
Source: the annotation of a GenBank genome assembly